Motacilla alba alba is the source of this 2431-nucleotide messenger RNA. RefSeq names its product ribosomal RNA processing 7 homolog A (gene RRP7A). The record is from RefSeq and is a predicted model, not a curated record. Gene Ontology annotation, cellular component: UTP-C complex; CURI complex. Gene Ontology annotation, biological process: ribosomal small subunit assembly; rRNA processing. Bases 1207 to 2034 code for a protein of 275 amino acids. The transcript has 7 exons. Gene Ontology annotation, molecular function: RNA binding. NCBI's taxonomy places the organism in Eukaryota, Metazoa, Chordata, Aves, Passeriformes, Motacillidae.
GUAUUGGGAGUGCAUCUCUUGCCUCUUCUGAAGGAAUAGGAGACUGAAGGAUUUUUUAGAUUUGUGUCCUUUGAAAAGCCAAGUAGCAAGAUGCAUUUAAACUUACUGUUAAACUCUGCCUUACGUUUAGGUUAUCUGAGAGUUUAUGAUGGCAUUGACAAACUUCCUUGGAAGAAGUACUGUCUGCUCUGUUCCAUAGCUCUGUGAUCUAUGGCAGCAUAUUCUUAUUUUGUACAAAUCGGUGAAUUAAGCGGAUGUCCAAACGCCACUCCAUGGCUCAUCUUGCAGCAAUGUCUUGGUGUACAUUGGUGUUCUGGUCUUGGUCAGCUCUUUAAUGCACCAUUGCACGGCUGCUUGUGUUGGGCACUGAAACAAGAGUCACUUCUACUCUUGUACUUUUAUUCCCAGUUCUUACCAUGUUAUUCCCAGUCCUUUUCAGGUAGUUUACCUUGGCUCUCCAGUUUUUCCUGGACAUCCUGCAAUUGUCAUGCUAAUCAUGAUUUUGAACCUGCCACCUUCUACAUUUAUCAUCAUGCAACAUGGUUAUAUUUUUGUGGGUUUUUGGUUUUUUUAUUCUUUCUGGGCCGGUCGAAAUUAUGAACUUGCAUAUGAAAUACUAAUCGCCUGCACUCUGAAUUAAUGUGUAUUAAUUUAGACAUUAAAUUAAAUGGCUGGCCAGGAUAGGUGGUAGGUAAUUUGUAAUGGUGUUUCUUUUGUUUGUUUUGGGUUUCUUUCUUUUAUUUCAAAAAUGUGAGGACUUCUGAAAUGAUGCCACAAUGUGCAAGUUUGGUAUAUUUUCAUGGCUUUUGCAUGUAUUUUCCGAUAUUGUUCAUUAACUUGGUAUUUGGUUGGAUCAAUUCUCCAUAUCAUGUCAUAUUUUGUCACCUCCUACAUUACCCUUGCUUCGGUAUUUUUAAAAUGGUUCUGUCUUCCAUUACAAGUUUGUCUGUAAAAGUUUUUUGAGGUGUUUUUUUUUUUAAUUAACAAGAGUCUUUAAAAACAAUUGCCUUUGAAUGUUUAUACAUCUCUUUAAGAUUUACUUGCCUCUCUCAGAUUAAGGGCAGUGCGCGAGUUUUCCACUGUUCUCACAAAAACGUAAAUCUACCCCGGGCCUGCGGCCAGUCCAGCCGCCGCCAUUAUCAGGGCCGCGCCGCGCCCGGGGAACUACAGCUCCCGACGGCCCCCGCGCCGCCGCGCGCAGAGAAGAUGGCGGCCGCCACGGGGCGUGCGGCGGGAGCGGCGCCGGCGGGAUACGCGGCUCUGGCGGUGAAGUUCGCGGAGCGGCAGCGCUCGCACCACUGCCUGUUGGUGAAGGAGCACCAGGUGCGGGAAGGGGCCGACACCGCGCACCCGCCUCGCCGCACCCUCUUCGUGCUCAACGUGCCCCCGUACUGCGGCCCGGACUCUUUGUCUAGGCUGUUCUCUCGCUGCGGGCAUGUGCAGUCUGUGGACAUCUGUGACAAGCCGGGGCCAGGAGAGAAAAAAGAUAAACUGGCGUCGAAAUUCUUUGACCACAAAACUCAAAAGGGAUUUCAAGUAGCAUAUGUGGUGUUCAGGAAACCAGCAGCUGUCCAGGCAGCCAAGGCUCUGUCACAGGAAGGUCCCUUGCUAAUAUCAACAGAGAGGCACCCUGUGAAAACCGGCAUUAGCAAGUGGAUCGCCAGCUACGAGGCCUCUAUUGUGGAUCCAAAGGAGCUGAAGGCUGAGGUGGAUGCCUACAUGCAAGACUACGAUAAAAAGGUGGCAGAGGAAGAAGCCAAAGCAGCCGAGGAGGAGGGUGUUCCGGAUGAGGAAGGCUGGGUGAAGGUGACCCGGAAGGGCCGGAAGCCCGGCCUGCCCCGGACAGAGGCUGCCAACCUGCGCCUGCUGGAGAAGGAGAAACAGAAAAGGGCCCGCAAAGAACUGCUCAACUUCUAUGCCUGGCAGCAUCGCGAGACCAAGCGAGAGCACAUUGCCCAGUUGAGGAAGAAAUUUGAGGAGGACAAGCAGAGGAUCGCACUGAUGCGAGCCCAACGCAAGUUUCGGCCAUUCUAGGUUGUGCUGAGCUGUUCUUGAGGUGCCUAUGCUGGAGAGGGUAGGAGAGAUGCCUACUGACUCUAUUUGCCAAAGGAUUUUGAGGAAUUGAGGCAGCUUUGGGUUGCCUCUACCCUUGGAUCUGAAAUGGGAGAUCCCAGCAACUGCUGCUGGAGAAGAGUUCCUUUUACUUGCACCAGUAUCCUCCUGCUCUUCUGUCAUUCAGCCCCAUGGCACCACUUCUCAGGGCGCUCAGGUCAAGGGGCUGAGGCACAUCCUGUGACAACAUGCAUCUCCCUGCCACCCAAAACUACACCUCCUAAAGCUUGGUGAGAACUGGAAUUGACCUAGUGCAGCCUCUGCAGGGGCAGGGAAUGGCUGAAGAACUGUAAAUAAACUGCUGCUACUGUUUUCAGAA